AUUACUCAAAUUUCAUCGUCUUUUGGGCCCCCAAAAAUGAAUAAGGUCGUCAUAUCAGAAGCUGAAUUUGUUUUUAUUAUUUAAUUUCACUGGGCACUUUGUCGGGUUGCAUUUCUUAUCUCCCGUGUUUACGCCAAAAAACAAUCGAAUUAUGAUUGGUUAUGACUGACUUUGUUUACAAGUGCAUGUGUUGCCGCGGCAAAGAUUUAGGUCGAAAUUCGGCCCUAAAUAGGCCGAAUCGUCGACUGAGGCAGCUGGCGAAAACAGCGGACACCGCGUGAGAAGUCAAACAGACCCGCUUUGGCCGCAGCGACUGCCGGAGGGUCUAAUUGAAUCGCUGUUUUUUGUUCUCCGAGUGCAGCAGAUCAGGCGCAAUGCAAGGAGUGCAAAGAGUACCAGCCGCGAUCUUGAACCGCGAGAAGCGCGUGCAACUAAAAGAAUCUCUUCAGCUGGGUCCGCAAGUUGGGCCUUCCCAGGUUCAAAGCCUUUCAGACAAAAGAGGACUCUACACGGUGCGCCUCUUCUUGCACGACCGGCCAAACCCCGACGAGCAAAUCGAGCGGCAUUCGAAAGCCCUCUACACUAGACUCCUGCAAGCAAAGACCACAGCAGUGAUUGGGGUCAGGUUCGCUCAGCCUCCACCUGGCUCUCCGUUGAGUACUCGCCAUCUCUCUACCAAAGCUGCAGACAUCAUCAAGGCUGGAAAAUUGGAGGAGCUGUCAUCUUGUGAUAAGUUUGCAGCUGCCAUUUUCAACGGAUUUGUGCCUCACAUUGGCCAGAGAAGGGAUGCCCCUUUGCACUACCUCUACGCCAUUCAGAUCCGGCAGCCGCAACCUGCAGUUGAAGACGAUGGCGAAGAAGACGAAGUUCCAGAUGGAGGCGCUUUUGGCAACUGGCUGGAGAUGCUGGCAGUCUGGACCGGCUUGAUCUUAGAGAGGAUUCGUCAGUUGAUCUGGCCUUUUGAAAGGGCAUAGACCUGAAUGGCCUGAGUUUUGUCCAGCGCGCCAUCUACCUAAGAACCUCUUGCAAUUUAAACUAAGUUGCUUAAUAUUAUUAUGUUGUGUUGACAUGGCUGUUUUUCUUUUUCCCAAUUUAACAAAUGGCAUAUUUUAAAAAAAAAAUUUAUAUAUCUAUAGAAAGUGUUCUUCUUAUCUGAAUUUCGUGUUAUAAUCAAUAAUAAAUCAGGUUGCCACUUUCUACGGGAUAUGUUCACGUAAGAAGUGCCCAAUGCUGCUCGCGAGGAAAAUUUUGCUCAAUCUUGGCUUAUUCAUGCACAGAAACCCUGGUUUUACUCACUUCCAAACAAAAUUGAUGAGUUUGAAGGUUUAAAGUAACGUAAACUUAAUUUUGAAUGUUGAAAAAAAUUGUAAUGAUAUCCGCUUAUUACGCAAAGAUCUUGUUUAUUAAUGUCUUUAUUAAACACAAAUGUGUACAACGUCAUGAAUUGCUGGUCGAAAUCAAUAAUAA
This is a messenger RNA of Neocloeon triangulifer, 1467 nucleotides long. RefSeq lists its product as uncharacterized. NCBI's taxonomy places the organism in Eukaryota, Metazoa, Arthropoda, Insecta, Ephemeroptera, Baetidae. The transcript has 4 exons. The coding region runs from base 375 to 974 and encodes 199 amino acids. The record is from RefSeq and is a predicted model, not a curated record.